UUGGUGUGAAAAUGAAUGGUUUAAUAACACUACCCUGCUAUAUUGUUAGCGAACACGUGGUAUUAUAGAUUCAACCAGAGCGUUGUGGUUUGCUUUAACAACCUUUGCUUUGUGGUUUGCUUUACUAACGGUUAAUAAAACUUGGAUCCGCCCGUUUCCGUGAUUGGCAGUGGAGGUGCCACGUGCUUCCUGCAGCCUACGGGAAUCUGAAUCGACUCACAGCGCUGCGUUUACUACAGCCACUCACUCAACAGACCUCACCACCGACACCCGGUCUUACUUGCCUGGAGAUAGGUGAAAGCACCAUGGAAGCUCCAAGUGGCUUUGAUAUUGAUGCUCCACGCUGGGAUCAGUCCACUUUCAUGGGCCGUCUCAAGCACUUCUUUAACAUUACAGACUGUCGCACCGCCCUACUGAGUAAUGCCAAACUGGAUGAAGCAAAAUCUUUAGUGGAUAGUUGCAGAGCGGGCUCUAUCCCUCCAGGUACGACUGAGGAACAGCUGCAUUAUGCCAAGAAGCUCUAUGACUCAGCAUUUCACCCGGAUACCGGUGACAGGAUGAACUUGAUUGGCAGAAUGUCUUUCCAAGUGCCAGGGGGCAUGGCCAUCACUGGCUUCAUGCUGCAGUUCUACAGGACGGUGCCUGCUGUGGUGUUUUGGCAAUGGGUAAAUCAAUCCUUCAACGCUCUGGUCAACUACACCAACCGCAACGCUGCCUCCCCCAUCACACCAAAACAGAUCGGUGUGGCUUAUGCAACUGCAACAAGCACCGCAUUGGCCACUGCUGUGGGUCUGAACCUCUACACAAAGAAAGCACCUCCUCUGGUGGCUCGCUGGGUGCCUUUUGCAGCCGUGGCUGCAGCUAACUGUGUAAAUAUUCCUAUGAUGAGACAACAGGAGAUUUUGAAUGGCAUUGCAGUCACAGAUGAAAAUGGCAAUAAAAUUGGUGACUCGAGAAAAGCUGCGGUAAAAGGGAUUACACAAGUGGUCAUUUCCCGAAUCACCAUGGCAGCACCUGGCAUGAUAAUCCUCCCUAUUAUAAUGGAGAGACUAGAAAAAUACAGAUUUAUGCAGAAAAUUACAUUUCUUCAUGCGCCAUUGCAAGUGAUGAUGGUUGGAGUAUUCCUGAUAUUCAUGGUGCCUGCAGCAUGUUCACUGUUUCCACAGAGAUGCUCUCUGCCUGUGUCUAAGCUGGAGCCAGAGCUCAGAGAAUCCAUCAUCUCCCAGUAUGGUGACAGCAUCACCCAUGUUUAUUUCAACAAAGGCUUGUGAUACUGUUAGCCUGCUUCUCUUAGGUUUGAGGAACAUCAUCUGAUCCUGAUCUUGGCCAAUCCAGAGCAAGACCAGAAUAACUGGUUACUCACAUUCAUACAAUUAGGACAGCUGAUUUUUUUUUUUCUUCUUUUUUAAAUAUUUUGAUCUUAUUACUUUUCUAUAGUAUUUUACAUACUUUGUGGGGGUAAUGGUUUUGUUAUAAAUUUAAGGGCCUUUGGCCUACUUCUGAAAAACCUUGUUUGUGCAUUGUUCCAACUCGAGUUAGGCCAGAAAUUCAACAGGAGAACACGAUUUCCUGGUAACUUGUGACCUGGAUAUAAAUAUGGACAUAAAUAAGUGUUAAUGGAAUUGGUUUGAAUGCUGAUUCAGUAAAUACUUGUUUCAUCUGA
Molecule: messenger RNA, 1663 nt
Organism: Hemibagrus wyckioides
Lineage: Eukaryota; Metazoa; Chordata; Actinopteri; Siluriformes; Bagridae
Gene: sfxn2
Product: sideroflexin 2
Exons: 13
Coding region: 306-1271 (321 amino acids)
Biological process (GO): serine import into mitochondrion; monoatomic ion transport
Cellular component (GO): mitochondrial inner membrane
Molecular function (GO): monoatomic ion transmembrane transporter activity
Source: RefSeq, a predicted model, not a curated record